Messenger RNA from Anopheles marshallii, 3558 nucleotides. RefSeq names its product structural maintenance of chromosomes protein 2 (gene SMC2). Lineage: Eukaryota; Metazoa; Arthropoda; Insecta; Diptera; Culicidae. Gene Ontology annotation, molecular function: ATP binding; protein binding; ATP hydrolysis activity. Bases 1 to 3558 code for a protein of 1185 amino acids. The transcript has 4 exons. The record is from RefSeq and is a predicted model, not a curated record. Gene Ontology annotation, cellular component: chromosome. Gene Ontology annotation, biological process: chromosome organization.
AUGUACAUCAAAUCGAUCGUCAUAGACGGAUUCAAAUCCUACGGACGGCGUACGGAAGUGCAAGGAUUUGACCCCGAGUUUAACGCCAUCACCGGUCUCAAUGGGACGGGUAAAUCUAACAUCCUUGACUCAAUCUGUUUCGUGCUGGGUAUUUCCAAUUUGGUCCAUGUCCGUGCGACAUCGCUCCAGGAUUUGGUGUACAAAAGUGGACAGGCGGGGAUAACGAAGGCAACGGUGACGCUCAUUUUCGACAAUUCCAACCCAAACCAGUGUCCGAUUGGGUUUGAAAACUGUCGCGAAAUUUCCAUCACGCGCCAGAUCGUUGUGGGCGGCAAGAACAAAUAUCUCAUCAAUGGCAAGUCGGUACAAAAUAAGCGCGUGCAGGAUUUGUUCUGUGCGGUGCAGCUGAACGUGAACAAUCCGAACUUUUUGAUCAUGCAGGGGCGCAUCACGAAGGUGCUGAACAUGAAACCGCACGAGAUCUUGUCGAUGAUUGAGGAGGCGGCCGGUACGAGCAUGUACGAAGCGAAGCGUGAUUCAGCGCUGAAGCUGAUCGAACGAAAGGACACCAAGCUGAACGAGCUGUACGCGGUCAUACGGGAAGAAAUUGAACCGAAACUUGAGAAGCUUCGCAAAGAACGCGAGCAUUACAUCGAAUUCCAGAAGGUAUGUCGUGAUAUCGAAUACCUGACGCGGUUAUACGUCUCGUACCGCUAUCUGCAGCUUUGUAAAGGCGUCGAGGAGUCGGAGAAAACGAUCGCCAGCCUUCAGUCGACCAUCACCGAAAGUGAGCAGAAGAUCGAAUCGAACUGCUCGACGGCAGAAUCUCUCGAGCAGGAAGCGAAAGAGCUGCAGGCACGUAUUGACACCGAGGGUGGCGGAAUGUUGGGAGAACUGGAGCAGCAGCUAGCUGUGGAAAGCAAAAAGGAAGCAACCGCAUUCGCCGAACGGAACAACGCAAAGGACAGCAUCGGUGUGGAGCAGCGGAAGCUAAAGAAUCUCCAGAAAAGCAUCCGUGACGAUGAGGAAGCACUAGCAACGAAGGAGGACGAGAUGCAACGGCGCGGUGAAACGUUCCAAACGCUUAAGGAUGCGUGCGAAACGGACGAGAGCGAAUUCGCUAAGGCGCAGAAACGCUUCGAAGCAGUUACGGCCGGUUUAUCGACGAACGAGGAUGGUGAGGCGGCCACCCUACAGGAUCAGCUGAUUGCUGCCAAACAAAAGUCGGCCGAAGCGACCACGGCCAUCAAGCAGUCGGAGAUGGAGCUGAAACAUUCACAGCAACUACUGCGGGACAAGCAGAAAAACAUGAACAGCAGCGAUGCGGCGUAUCUCGAAGACAAAAGGAAGCUCACGAAAGUUGAGGGUCAGAUCGGACAGAUCGAAAAUGAACUGCAAUCGACGGGUUACGAGGAAGGCUCCAUGGAAACGCUAUCCUCCCGUAGACAGACACUGCAGAACGAAAUUCGGAGUUUACGGUCGGAUUUGGACCGUCGCAAUGCUCACCGUUGGGAGCUGCAGUACCGUGACCCGGAGCCGGGCUUCGAUCGCCGAUCGGUGAAAGGUAUGGUGGCGAAGUUAGUCACUGUGAAGGAUCCAAAGUACGCUCAGGCCCUUGGGACUGUAGCCGGUGGUAAUCUGUACUCCGUCAUCACCGAUACAGACACGACGAGCAAAAAGUUGCUGCAAAAAGGACAGUUGCAGACGCGCACAACUAUGAUUCCGCUGAACAAAAUCUCGGGUCGUAAGAUCGAUCCGUCGGUGGCCAGGUUUGCGGAGGAGCUUGUUGGCAAGGAAAAUGUAACGACGGCCCUUUCGUGUAUCAGCUACGAUCCUCAAGUUGAUGAGGCCAUGCAAUUCGCGUUCGGGCAUUCGUUCAUCGUGAAGAAUUUGGACGUGGCAAACAAGAUCACGUUUCAUCCGCGCAUCAAAACUCGCUCGGUUACGCUCGACGGAGAUGUAGUCGAUCCGGGCGGUACCUUGUCCGGUGGUGCACGAGCGAAGGGUAACGCUGUUCUGUUGGAUGUGGCCGAAAUCAACAGAAUACAGGCGAUGUUGCAGGAGAAGGAGGUAGAACUGCGGAACAUUUGUGCGGAAAUAAGCAAAAUUGAGAAAACCGCCCAUCGGUACGGACAGUUGAAGGAGCAGCACGAUAUGCUCAACUACGAACUGAAUAACCUAAAGCAGCGCUUGGCUCAGACGUCCUUCCAGCAAACUCAGGAAGAAAUUGAAGAGUUAAAGAAGAAAAUUGAAACAUUGCAAAACACAAUGGUGGAGGCACGCCAGACACAAACCCAGUGUGCUGCGAAGGUGAAAGACCUUCAGUCAAAGAUUGCCGACGGAAAGGGUCAUCGCGAGCGCGAGCUAAAGGCGGCUGAAGAUGAUAUGAAGCGCACUAAGAAGAAAAGUGAGGAGAGUCGUAAAAAUUGGAAAAAGCAUGAACGAGACUUCGAGACGCUAAAGCUAGAAAUUGAAGAACUACAAAAGGGUAUCGUCACCGCCAAAGAGCAGGCGGCAAAGUUGAUGGAACAGAUUGAAGCAUUAAACCAACGGCUAACGGAGGUGAGCGGUGCGAGCGAAGAGAUGACGGCAGCAGUGACCGCACUGAAACAACAAAUAAAACAACACAAGGAAAAGAUGAACUCGCAGAGCAAAGAGCUGAAGACAAAGUACCACCAGCGGGACAAACUGUUGAAGCAAAAUGAAGAUUUGAAGCUUGAAAUUAAGAAGAAAGAGAACGAGAUCACGAAAGUGAAGAACGAAAACAAGGACGGCUACGAUCGAAUCAGUGGAAUGGAAGAAAAGUAUCCAUGGAUACCGGAGGAUAAGGAGUUUUUCGGCGUGAAAAACACACGGUACGACUACAACAAGGAAGAUCCGCAAGAGGCGGGCCGGAAGCUGAAAAAGCUGCAAGAUUCUAAGGACAAGAUGAGCCGAAACGUGAACCAGAAAGCGAUGGUCCUGCUGGAGCGCGAGGAAGAGCAGUACAAAGAGGUGACGCGACGGAAAAAGGUGGUUGAGGAUGACAAGAAAAAGAUCCAGGCGAUCAUCGACAAUCUGGACUCGGAGAAGAAGAAAAAGCUGAAGGUGGCCUGGAGCGAGGUGGAUGAGAAUUUCGGCAGUAUCUUCAGCACACUGCUGCCGGGAACGCAGGCCAAACUGGUACCACCGGAUGGUGCAGAUUUCAUGAAAGGGCUCGAAGUGAAGGUUGGCUUCAACGGCAUGUGGAAAGAAUCGUUAACCGAGCUAAGCGGUGGGCAACGAUCGUUGGUUGCGCUUUCGCUUAUCUUGGCUAUGCUAAAGUACAAACCGGCACCGCUCUACAUCCUGGACGAAGUGGACGCGGCACUGGAUCUAUCCCACACGCAAAACAUCGGCAAUAUGCUGAAGGCACACUUUACCAACUCCCAGUUCAUCAUCGUGUCGCUGAAGGACGGUAUGUUUAACAAUGCGAACGUGCUGUUCCGGACCAAGUUCAUCGAUGGAAUGUCUGGCGUGACGCGGACAGUUAAUGUCGCCAACUUGAAGAAAGCUGCUGCGGAAUCCAACAGACGGUAA